UUCGCGUUUGGUUGCUCGUGCUACUUCGGACCUUGAAUCUUGUGGCUCUGCUCUAGAGGACCUUUGAUCACGUCGAUUGAGUUGCUGUUUGUUAUCUCCAUUUUGUUUGUUUCCUGAGAUACGGUGAGACGUGUGGGACGCACAAAACAGCAGUGGUAGGCGCUACUGUGAAACUGCAUUACUCUGCAAAAUUUCUGUUUCGUUGAACACGUCCGAGCAUACUGUCGUAUUCAAUCCGUUCAGAGGGAAACUCAUUAUUAUGUCUCACGGUGGCAGAAAUGAGUGCAGAAUAUACGUGGGAAAUUUGCCACCGGACAUCCGAACGAAGGACAUUCAAGAUCUCUUCUACAAGUUCGGUAAAGUUACUUUCGUUGACUUGAAAAAUCGUCGGGGACCACCGUUCGCUUUCGUUGAGUUUGACGAUCCGAGGGACGCAGAAGAUGCAGUACAUGCGAGAGAUGGUUACGAUUAUGAUGGUUAUAGAUUAAGAGUUGAAUUUCCGCGCGGCGGCGGACCCAGCAAUAAUUUUCGCGGUGGACGCGGAGCUGGGGACAGUGGCAGGGGUGGCCGUGGUGAGAUGAGCAAUUCCCGCGGCCGCGGUCCCCCUGCACGACGAUCUCAGUACAGAGUGCUCGUCACCGGUCUGCCACCAUCUGGUAGCUGGCAAGAUUUAAAAGAUCAUAUGCGCGAGGCCGGUGACGUGUGCUUUGCAGACGUUUAUAAAGACGGCACCGGAGUCGUUGAAUUUUUGAGGCACGAUGACAUGAAGUACGCUGUGAAGAAGUUGGACGAUUCACGAUUUAGGUCGCAUGAGGGCGAAGUUGCCUACAUUCGUGUGAAAGAAGACCACAGCGGUGGCGAUAGAGGACGUAGUGAAGACAGGGAGAGGGGCCGCAGUCGUUCCCGAAGUUACAGCCCACGGCGUCGUGGCUCUCCUACUUACUCGCCAUUGCGACGUAAUUACUCGCGAUCAAGAUCUCGCUCCAGAUCUCGUUCGUACGACUAGUGUGUACGUAUGUGCUUCACAUGAUUACAUAAGUACAGGUUUAUAUUGAUAUUUUCUCUUAAUCAGUAAUGUUCCAUUAUUGAUUUAAAUUUCACUUGAGGACGGCUUCUUCCAAUCCAAAUAGACUUUCUAAAGAAAUUUAAAUCAAUUUUUGUAAUUAGUUUAAUUCAUUGAAUUUAAUUGAGUUACAUCUUUCGAUUACAUCUAUGUAUAGUGAAAACAUUUUAUUUCGUAUAGAUAUAUAUAUAUAUAUAUAUAUAGAUAUAAAUACAUGUACGUGUCACGAUUUUUAUUCAAAAAUAAUGAAAUCGUGCUCGUUGUUACGUGUAUGAUUGUUUAUUAUCUAAAUUAUCAGAAUAUUCUACUUUCUCAUUUAAAAAUACAUUCCUAUGCAUAUUUACCAAUUUGUUUUUGUCAUCGUUUGCGAAAUGCGUAACAAUACUGAAAAGCAUCAUUAAUGAGACUUUUGGCUAAAUUAAAUCUAAAUCUUUAACUUGUCUAUCAUUUACUUCGAUUUAACUUUGAUAUAAAUGGUGGAUGUACUGGUGUCACUGAUAUCUAUUGUGAAUAUUUUUAAUUGACAAUAACUCAUUCACUUUUUGCUAAUGUACAAGAUAUCUCUAAUAGUGGUGACUAUUUGAUCGCAUUGGAGCCAGUGUACUCCAUCAACUAUAUUGACAAUUGAGACUUUGUUUGCACUUGGAUAUUAGCAUAAUGAAAUAUUAUAUUCUCAAGCUUGCCUAACAAAAAAAAUUCUUGCCUAACAAUAACAUGCAAUUGUACUUGUCAAUAGAUUUGAAUGACCUUCAACCGUUUGAGUGCCAAGAAGCGUGAUCGCGCUUCCUGUUUCAAAAGUGUCGAAAGUGCCAGAAAAGUGCGUUGCCAAUAGGCUUAUUGAUUCUCAGGAAAUUAAUAAUUUUUCAGUUAAAUAGAGAAUACAUUAAACUGCACAAUCAUCUUACAAGAGCAAUUCUUAAAUAUCAAGUUAAAAUACCAAAACAAAAGAAGGAAGCGCGAUAGCACUUGUUGACAUUUUUCGACGUAAAUGAGAGGCGCGAUUGCGCUGCUUGGCAAUUUUCGCACGCAUUCUUGCGACCGCCUUUGGCACUCAAACGAUGCAUAAUGUUCACGAGGUUAUUCAUUGAUUUUGUAAAUUGCGUUGGAUUGCAUUGUUGCAGGACAAAAUAUCUAAAUUAAUCAGACUAAUGUAAACAUACGAUUAUAUAUUAAAUCUGCGAAUAAUCUAGACAUUGGCAAUUUGUCCGGAUUUAAAUUUUAAGUGGUGUACGAUAAAUUUGAAAUACGGUGAAAUAACUAUUAAUUGAUAUAUUGUCCUUUGCAUUUCUCUAUUUGUGUGUUUUCCUUUCUCACGUAUUUAUAUAAUUAAAUGAAUGUUUCAAAAAUUGAAUUGCCUUCUGUCAAAUUCGAAAGGAAAACAUUCAACAUCAUGUAUUUUACUAUUAUUGCAAAGUGAUCCUGUGAUCUCGCUUGAUGACUUAAUUUAUAAAUUGUUCGCUAUAUAAUUUAUAAAUGUAUGUGUUUCUCAAAAAUGCCGAAUAUUUUUUUCUAGAAAAAAAAUCUAUAUAUUGUAUAUACAAAUUUCACGGCUUUAUAAAGCUACAUCACAGGUAUUACAUUUGCAUUGAUAAACUAUAUAUCUAACACAUUACAUUGUUUGCAUUAUAUAAGAAACUAAUGUAUUUUUUCUUCUUUUGUAUAUUGGAUUGGAUUGUAACACAAUGAAUGAAAAACUGAAAUCAACACGAUCUUACUUCUUGGAUGGAUAUAAUACACAUUCGCUUGACGUUGGGAUGAGAUGGAUUGCGUUUCGGACGGAUUUUGUAAGGAGAUCAUAAAUUGUAAGAGGAUUAAAAAAAAAAAGCAUAGAUGAAAAUGAGAAUCGCGAAAACAGGAUACUUUCAAGAGGAAAAUCAGGAGAACAUUUGGACGAAACAAAGACGAUUUGUUCCAUUCAAGGAUUCUCAAUUAGCGGGAUUUACUCCGGAUUAGAGCUGGAUCAGGAAACGUUGGCAAGUCCAUUACGAGGAGGCGAAAUAAUGGUUAAUAUUUUUUUAUUUUUUUUUGUAAACUUUUACAAGUUUCUAAAGUUUGAAGCAAAAGAUUUUUAUGUGUCGCUGUUUGAAAAAAAAACAUGAAGAGAGUGGAAAGUCUUUAUUACAUUACGUGUUUACUUAGAUUAUCCGUUAAAGUGCUUCGAACAUAUCAUUUCCGUAUUAUGUCGAGAAAAAAAGAAACAAACGUUCCGCGUUUAUCCAUUCACUUGUAAUCUGAAUAGUCAAACUAGUAAUGGAUUGUCAACUGCACGGAUUCUAUCGGAAGCAUUUUCUUCAUAAUUCUAAGUUUCUUGGACUUUAGUGAAGAUUUAUUUUUCGAAUCGCACUCAUUAAGGACGGAUUUUCGGCGGGGUGCUUAUCCUCUUGAUAACAGCAUCAAUGACAUCGAAUACUAGACUCAAUUCUGUUAAUAGCCAUUAUACGUAUGGAAAGAUUCGUAUUUAGUGUUAACUUGAAAGGUGGAAGUGAUCCCUGGGAAAGAACUGUCGCGCGUCUUUCGCGACUGUCGCAUUGUCCGAUUGGUCAGAGAAUAUGACGUGUCCGCCGGUAAUCAUGGUUUUGGUCGACCGAUCGCGUAAACCACAGUGCGCGUCUUCAGGAUUUAACUGGCAUAAACAAGAGGAUGGCACGUUUGGGUAAAGCAAACUGUCCGUCACAUCUUGACACGAACUGGGCCCCAUAGUUUUAGAGGAAGCGAACGAUGCGACGGACAGGAUUCCGGAUUAGGAUGCCGACAGGAUUGGGAAACGGGAUAAAAUUAGUAUGCAUGGACGGAUAAGGAUAAUUUUGGGAUAAGGAUAAAAAUCGUUCAACACUGGACCGUGUCGUAUUGUCACCGGAUCGUGUCGAGCGGAUCACUCUCUCGGAUUCAUUAAGUGAAAAAAAAAAAAAUAAAACGAUACGCAGUAAUGGAUGCGAGGAUGUGGAUUUGGAAGCUCGUUCACGCUUCACAUAGGGUUCACGGAUUUCUCUCCUAGGUCGGAUACGGGAUUUGGACUUGCGUUUAGUGGGAUACAGUCGGCAAGAUAGUUGGAUGUCAUUUAUCUCGAGCGGAGAUAAAACGGAUGAGACGGCCGCUUGCCGUAAGGUAUUUGCAAAACAGUUUAUACCUGAGAUAUAUACUAUCGAUAUUUAUUUCUGCAUGCUUCCUUUGAAAAUAUUCUUAUAUUCGUAUUUUCAUUUUUGUCACCAAACAAAGGCAAAAGCAAAUUUUAGUAACACGCAAUACAACCUGCCUCGGAAAGAGACUUAAAAUGUGUUUGCAUUGAUUAAUCGAUCCUCCUUUGUGUUCAGCUUCACUCGCAUCGUCGCGAAAUCUUGUCGCGCGUGACGCAAAGCUUCGUGACGGUGUAGCGACUAGUCGAUAACUUGUUGAGUCUGCAUUUUUUUCUUUUUGUUCAAUUAACAUCACAGAGACAUUUGUAUAUUUCUAAAACACAUCACUUCUGUUACUAUCGUUCUCCAACAGUUGAUUGUCAUAUGAACGAUGUAGCAUAAGGAAAUAGAGCGGUAGCGUCCAAUCUAUAACGUUCUCGCAUAGUGUGUAUUUAUCCAUAAAUAAUUUUUCCAAAUUGAUAACAAUUCCGGUUGCGCUUGUUUAAUUAUGUAUUACAUACGUUUAUCGUCUGCUAAUUUUCUUUAUUAUUCCGUUACAUUUUAUACAUAAGUGCUGCAUAUAGUAUGUACUUUUUCACGUCUAUAUAGGCACUGAAUAACACCGAUUGCUUCACACUUUCAAUGGGAUUUGUUCUAACAUGUUGCUUUUUUUGCAAAUCUUUUUUUUUCUUUAACACAGAUUUUUGUGAACUAUUAAAUUGGUAUAUGGGAUGAUUAGUAAUAAAUACGUCAGUGCACAUAAA
This is a messenger RNA of Linepithema humile (Argentine ant), 4940 nucleotides long. NCBI's taxonomy places the organism in Eukaryota, Metazoa, Arthropoda, Insecta, Hymenoptera, Formicidae. The record is from RefSeq and is a predicted model, not a curated record.